Periophthalmus magnuspinnatus is the source of this 2891-nucleotide messenger RNA. It is a transcript of the gene srp68, whose product is annotated as signal recognition particle 68. The coding region runs from base 61 to 1833 and encodes 590 amino acids. Gene Ontology annotation, molecular function: endoplasmic reticulum signal sequence receptor activity; 7S RNA binding; signal recognition particle binding. Gene Ontology annotation, biological process: SRP-dependent cotranslational protein targeting to membrane. Gene Ontology annotation, cellular component: signal recognition particle, endoplasmic reticulum targeting. NCBI's taxonomy places the organism in Eukaryota, Metazoa, Chordata, Actinopteri, Gobiiformes, Gobiidae. The transcript is spliced from 16 exons. The record is from RefSeq and is a predicted model, not a curated record.
GCUUCUCUUCGGGUUUGUGGACUCGGGGCAUGUGUAUGCAGCUAAGCUUAGCAUUCUGACAUGGCUGCAGACAAGCAAAAUGAAGCCAAAGUUUCAUCAACGGAUGAAAAUAAAGAAAAUUUGGCUGAAGGUGGCCUGGGAUUGGAAAUCCUGCAGAUCAUUAAGGAGUCCCAGCAGCAGCAUGGGCUCAGACAUGGAGACUACCAGAGAUACAGAGGAUAUUGUUCUCGAAGGCUGCGUAGAUUACGCAAGACUCUUGGAUUCAAGAUGGGUAAUCGACACAAGUUUGUGGGAAAGAAAAUUACCGUUGAAAUGCUUUCUGACAGCAGAUACCUUUUGAUAGUUCUGAUGGAAGCUGAGCGAGCAUGGAGUUAUGCCAUGCAGCUGAAACAGGAGGCUAAUACAGAGCCCAGAAAGCGGUUCCAUCUGCUGGCUAGGCUGCGCAAAGCCGCCAAGCACAGUGAGAGAUUGGAGAAGCUGUGUGAGAGCCCACGGGUCGAUGCAAAGACUAAACUGGAGGCACAAGCCUACACUGCGUACCUCUUGGGUAUGGUUGAGUUUGAGUUGCAGGAGUGGAAGCGUGCCAUGGAGGCUUUUAAUAAGUGCAAGACGAUCUAUGAGAAGCUUGCGAGUGCUUUCACAGAGGAGCUGGCUGUGCUGUAUCGACAGCGUGUAGAGGAGAUUUCCCCUAACAUACGAUACUGUGCUUAUAACAUUGGGGACCAGAACGCCAUCAAUGACCUGAUGCAGAUGAGGCUGACGGGCGGAGGUGGGGGCAUGAUGGCUGAAAAAUUAGAGGCUCUCAUCACUCAGGCUCGCACUAAGCAAGCAGCCACCAUGAGCGAGGUCGAAUGGCGAGGCCGAACUGUCCCGGUCAAGAUUGACAAGGCCCGCAUCUUUUUGCUGGGUCUUGCAGACAACGAGGCAGCCAUUGCUCAGGCUUCUAAUGAGGAGACCAAAGAGCACCUGUAUGAGACCUUGUUGGCUGAGUGCAGAGACACCAUCCAGGCUGUGAGGGAGGAGCUGAAAGCUGAAGUGAAGCAGAGAGAAAGAGGCUCUGAAGAGAGUGGGAAGGUGUCCAACAUGCAGUUUUUGCACAGCUAUCUGACUUACAUCAAGCUGUGUACUCUGGUCAAGAGAAAUGAGAGCAUGGCCCACACGCUGCAGGCCAAACUGAAGGAGCCUCAGACGGAUGAGAAGAGAGGCCCUCGCCCCCAGGACCUCAUUCGCCUCUAUGACAUCAUCCUGCAGAGUUUGGCCGAGCUGUCGUCUCUGCAGGGUCUGGAAGACGACCACAUCUUUCAGAAGGAGGUGUCCCUGAAGACACUGGUUUACAAAGCUUACAGGUGUUUCUUCAUAGCUCAGUCUUAUGUGCUGGUGAAAAAAUGGAGCGAGGCCUUGGUUCUGUAUGAAAGAGUUCUGAAAUAUGCGAAGGAGGUGCAGUCCAAGGCUAAAGGCUUCAACAACAGUCUCAAGGAUCUGCCUGAUGUCCAGGAGCUCAUUGCUGGGGUCAGUGCUGAAAAAUACUCCCUUCAGGCGGCAGCCAUUUUAGAUUCAGAUGAAAAUGCUGAAGUCCUGACUCAACCACAGGUUAAAGACGUCAUGCCCCUGUGUGAUCGCUUGGACUUGUUCCACCUUGACUCUACUCUUGUUGGUAAACAACCCAAUCUGGUGCACUUCCCUCCUGACUUCCAGCCAAUCCCGUGCAAGCCUCUGUUUUUCGAUCUCGCUCUCAAUCACGUCGCGUUCCCACCACUGGACGACAAGGUUGAGCAGAAGGGCAAGGGCGGCCUCACCGGAUACUUCAAGAACAUGUUUGGCUUCGGCAGCUAAAUCCAAAGAGAAAGUAACGUACAGCACAGCCAUCUCACCACGAGCCUCACGCGAUCCAGCUUGCUACAGCUACGACCAUGUUUAAAGGUCCCAUGACACUAUUCUCUGAUCUCUUUUCUAAUGCCAUUUCCUCAUCACAAACACACCCGGAGUUGUUUUAUUUCAUUCACACAUGUUUAAUACACAAACCCUGUAUAUUUAGGUUGUUCCACCUUGUGAUUUCAUUGAGUGGUGAUGCAGGAAGUGCCCUACUGUGUUUUUAAACUCCACAGACCUUCACUAGAUCAUUUCAGCCUUCAUUUGGAUCAUUUCAGCCCUGGAAUUGCCAGUCUCUACUGAACUAAAGGUAAAAGGAGCUGUUAACUUGAAAACUACCGCUUCAUGACGUCACAAGAUGGAAUGACAGACUAAUAAUAAAGUGUUACUCAAACAUGUGUGAAUGAAACAAAACACAAGUCCAGGUCUGUUUUGAGGAGGUAACAGGAUUAGAACCUCUGACCUCUGACCUUUAUUUGCCUCAUCAUAUUUGGGUGCUAAUGCAGGUUAAAGAUGAGUUUUAUUUUAUGUUUAGAAAUGAAUGAGUGUGUCCCAUCUAAGACAGAAUGGCCCAUGGCCCAACAAGCGCCUUCUGCGUCGAGCUCUGCCUGAAAUACACACGUCAUUUCAUCUUUAUAUGUUCCAUGUCUGAACUUUAUUAACUCUAAAGACAUCAUUGUUAUUUUCAGCCUUAGUUACCCGCUGCUUUUCUUGGCUGUGUGGAGUUUAAAUGUACUAUGCUUUUUUUUUAAUUAUUGCUGCUAGGUACAAUGAUGAAUGAACCAAGAAAUACUCCUGAAAUUUUGAAGGGUCCAUCUGAAGUUUGGUGACCUCGCUUUAGAUCGCGGAUGUACAGUUGGUCAAAUUAUGUAUUGAUUUUGAUCCAUGAACCUGUAAAUCCCAUUUUUUUAACUAUCAGUUGUGGCUUAUUUUGUUCCUUUAUUCUAAAUUUGAGCUGGAUCUGGUUUGUAGUAGUGAGCACCUGUACAUUUUUGUCCUCAUUAAAAUAGUUUAUCAAGCAA